Molecule: messenger RNA, 4451 nt
Organism: Diuraphis noxia (Russian wheat aphid)
Lineage: Eukaryota; Metazoa; Arthropoda; Insecta; Hemiptera; Aphididae
Gene: VGAT
Product: vesicular GABA transporter
Biological process (GO): amino acid transmembrane transport
Cellular component (GO): vacuolar membrane
Molecular function (GO): L-amino acid transmembrane transporter activity
Source: RefSeq, a predicted model, not a curated record
CGGUUUCCCCAAACGCUUCCGCUCCGCGCCGCGACGACACACGGCUUCCGCGUUUAUAUCCCCGUUACAUCCAACACCGCUUUCGUCUUCAUUUUGAUUUUCCUGUUUUCGUUUUUCACCCUCAAGCACUGCAGCACGUCCGUCUCAUUUUACAGGCUGGUCGGGAAAAAUAUGCGUACAGUGGAGACAGCGGUGGCAGCGACCACUAUUACAUCGGCAUUCGAAACGGCGGCGGCGGUGGCUGUAGUAAAAACAUCGUUAUUAUAAUAAUAUAACGGCCUACCUACCUAUACCUUAAACUCAUCAAUCGUUUUCAUUAAUUAUUAAAAUUAUUAAAAUAAUUUUUUUUUUUUUUGCUUCUUUUUCGCUCUUGACUAGGCACAGACCACAUUUUAAUACAUCGCGUAUUCUUGUCAUAUAUAUAAUAUUAGGACCGUGGCCGCAGUGCGUGCGAGUGCAGCAGGUAUUAUUGCUGCAACAGUUGCAGUCGUCGUAUAUAGGUAGGUGGCCGGCACUACAUCUGUAGCGGCGGUCAAUGGCCAAUUUCGGUCGGUUUUACGUGCCGCCGUUCGGGGCCGCCAUGAACGUGGUGUGGGCCGCCGUCAAGGCGUACGUUCCCGAGGAUAGCCCGUGCGUGGAAGCCAUCAUGAAACGUCGCGGCGAUCGUUCGGCGGCGGGUGCAUCGUCCGCCGGGACUGGGACUGGGUCGGCCGACGGUGUGGACGCGGAGCGGAACCGGUUGCAGGGCGGUGGGAAACCGGACACGAACCCGUUCCGGACCACGUGCAACUCGGAACUMUCGUCGUACGGCGGGGUGGAAAAACGCGACGGCGGUGUGGACGGCGACGGCGUCAUUAAGAGGACGCCGCAAGCGUUCAGCAUGGACGACGGUAGCUUUGACGAGGACUCGUCGGGCGGUGGAGAGUUCGGUCGCGGCCGGCACAAGAUCGACGAAUGGCAAGCCGCGUGGAAUGUCACCAACGCCAUACAGGGGAUGUUCGUGGUUUCACUGCCGUUUGCUGUACUGCGCGGCGGUUACUGGGCAAUCGUGGCCAUGAUCGGAAUCGCGUACAUAUGCUGUUACACGGGCAAGAUACUGGUGGAGUGCCUGUACGAGCUGGACCUGAACACGGGACAGCGGGUCCGAGUUCGCGACUCGUACGUGUCGAUCGCUCGGGAUUGUUUCGGGCCGGUGUGGGGCGCCCGGGCCGUGAAUGUGGCCCAGAUGAUCGAGCUGCUGAUGACGUGCAUACUGUACGUGGUUGCGUGCGGCGACCUGAUGGAGGGCACGUUCCCGGACGGCGUGAUCGACACGCGCAGCUGGAUGAUGAUCACGGGCGUGCUGCUCAUACCACUCGGGUUCCUCAAGCACUUGCACCACGUGUCGUUGCUCAGCUUCUGGUGCACAAUGUCACACAUAGUCAUCAACAUCAUCAUACUAGGCUACUGCGUGCUGGAGCUGCCCGACUGGGGCUGGAGCAAGGUCAAAUGGACCAUCGACGUGGAGAACUUCCCCAUAUCGCUUGGCAUGAUCGUGUUCAGUUACACCUCGCAGAUAUUUCUUCCCACGCUCGAGGGMAACCUGUCCGACCGGUCAAAGUUUGACUGGAUGCUGGAGUGGAGCCACAUCGCGGCCGCCAUAUUCAAGUCGCUGUUCGGUUACGUGUGCUUUCUGACGUUCCAGAACGACACGCAACAGGUGAUUACCAACAACCUGCACUCGCCCGCGUUCAAGGGCCUGGUAAAUGUGUUCCUGGUGGUCAAGGUACUGCUGUCGUACCCACUGCCAUACUACGCGGCGUGCGACAUACUUGAAAAGUCCUUCUUCAUAGGGCCGCCCGCUACGCCGUACCCGAGCAUCUGGCACGUGGACGGCGAGCUCAAAGUCUGGGGCCUGGCGUUCCGAGUGGCCAUCAUUCUGUGCACCGUGUUCAUGGCCAUCUCCAUACCGCACUUCGCCAUACUGAUGGGCUUCAUCGGCAGCUUCACCGGCACCAUGUUGUCGUUCAUAUGGCCGUGCUACUUCCACCUCAAGCUGAAGGGAGACUCACUCGAGUGGCGCACCAUAAUGUUCAACUGUUUCGUCAUAUUUCUUGGCUGUCUGUUCGGCGUCAUCGGMGUCUACGACUCCGGCACGGCCAUCAUCAAAGCGUUCCAGAUCGGGUUGCCGUUCUGAGCAGUAGAUCGUCCUGCAGCAUCCACGUCUCCACGCGCCCUUUCCCCUCCAAAAUCCGUAUCCGCGAUCCACGUACCAACCUGUGCAACACAUCCACUAACUACACCGACUAACACUCAUCACACGUCCAUCAUCAAAGUCUUAUUAUUUAUCAUUAUUUUAUAUUUUUCMACCGCACGYCCGAAUCCGAUAUAUUUGUUAUUAUAAAUGAUCAUGUUACUUACUUUGCAGUUUUUUGCCGACGACUGGCUCGGACCGAACAUUCAAACAUAAAAAAAAAUAAAAAUAAUGACAAUAGUAAAUAGAAUAGGCACCUACCAGUUUUUCAUUAAAUUAAACAAUAAAUGAACUGUGAAUGUGGAUCCAACAGAAUCGGGCAUUUGAUUAGGUUCGAUUCAGUGGCGUAAUUAGGGGUGUGGGGGGUAGGGGUUCAAGUAGAUUAUUUGUAGUUUUUUUUAAAUUAGUUUAUGGAUCGAUAUAGAUUCUAAAUUCGAUUAGGUUUUGUUAAAAAUCCAUCAGUUUGUAACAUAACGUAGUACGUAUCAUUCCAAUCAUCGUUACGUGCCGAUGACAAUUAAUAAAAAAUUUACAACGAAUGAGUGAGCCCUGUAGGGGUUGUUCUGGUUGUCUUCGUGUUACACGUUUGGCUAAAAWUGAUUCGGUUCAAGUAGGACGUAGGUUGUAAUAAUUGAAUAACUCCUUAACUUUUCACCGACGAUUGUGGUGACGAAUAUCGAAUACCGUGACUUUAGCCUUUGGGGGGACCGACUACCUUGUAUAAUAAUAUAUUGCUUGAUAAUUUAUUAUGAUUUAAUYAUCAAAUGAUAAUUUAGAUUAUAAUAGAUAUUGUUUACUCGCCCAUGGCCUACUCCACAAAUUCAUUAUUGUUAUUGUAACAUUUGUAACACCCACGAUUCAUAUAUAUCUAGGUCAUUAUUGUUGUACCUAUUAUGUUUGAAAGCAAUGAAAGCAAAGUUUUAGUUAGACAUCUAAGCCAUCUUACAAGCUCCUCGCCGGCCAGUGUGACUCAUCAUCUCGGAACACUCCAAAAAGUUUUCAAGCCACGACAUCUUAAUAGGAGGUGUUCAUAAGUAUACCUAUGUAAGUAAUAUUAGUAACCUGUCUACUUACUCGUCAAAUUUUUUUUUUCGUUACCGCUAUGGAAUUUUGACUUCUUUCCUCUUCAGGUGGCAAUACGUAUCAUUUAUUAUUUCGAUAUUAUGCAGUACUUGGUAGUUAGUCGUUUUGAAAUCUAAUCGCAUUCACACAUCCCGCUUUUAGUUAUUAUAAUUUAAUAUAAUUUUUGUUGUUAUUGCAGUUUACAAACUACGAUUAUACUUAAUGAAGUUAUUAACCUGCAUUAUUUAGUUCUAUACCCUGUCAGGUAUGCCCACUAUAUUAUAUAAUAUACAAAUAUUAAUCCAGCGUCAAAUAUAUUUAAAUACCUAUACGUCAAACACGCUUAGACGAUAUUAUAAUUAUUAUUGUACACCGGUAGGGAGUAAUAACUAGUUAGGUAUGUGAUUUUUACAUUUUUUUAAAUUAUAAUGAAAAUUAAUAGAAUUAUUCAAUUUUAAUUACCUAUGUAGGUAAUGUAUUAGGUACAUAUUAUUAUAUGUAUAAAAGUAUAUAAGCAAUUUUUUUAAAGCGACGGUUAGACCGUUGUAGUUUGUGUCUUCCGAUAUAUAUAAUAUAUAUUAUAUAUGUGUAAUUGAUAUUGUGAUAAACAACAUUUGUCUUCCAGGGCUUUAUAGCCCAUAUUACCAAACAAAUUAUUCUUGAAUUUGAAAUAUUUUGACGACGAGAAUGUUUGGURGUUAAAAUGUUAAAUUGCCGUUUUAACAAUAAAUGUAAUGUUUAUAUUAUUAUUAAAUUUAAUUAAUUAAGUACAACCGUUUAUAUAUCAUUAAUAUUGUAUAACAUUAAAAUUGUGCUGUUUGUAGCAAUUUAUUGUCUUCCAUUAUAAAAACGUUUCUAAAUGUUGAUGUUUGAUUUUCAAAUGGAUCUGACCGAAAAAUAUAAAUCCAUUUGGAUUCCAGGCAUCUUUAUACUUUGGAUAAGUAACGUUCAUACUAUAUAUUAAAUUAGCGCUUAAUUGUUAAAUAAUGUCAAUUGCAAGUCUUCCAAAAUAAAAAUAAAUAUUUAUCACCUAUAGUGAUUAGUCAAAAUAAUUAUGUUAUUAUAUUAUACUGUCGUAAUUUAUAAUCAUGUUAAUAAACUGGCUUAUAUUAUUUAUAAGCAUUUACUCACAUAAUAUAAUAUUUUGUCGAGUUAU